UAACAAAGCGCGUGAGAUGUGCCAGUCUACGGCAGUGCGUGGGAACAGCAGAAGGUAGUAGGAUACCUGCACUGAGCCGUGGCGUCCAGUUCCGUGUCUAAGUGCCUGAGAGAGGCAGCUUGCUCCCCGAUUAACCUUGUUUCUGCGUUACGGUGUCGGCCAGCUGUGAUCUGUUCCAGGUUGAGCUUCUGAAAGGAUGAGCCGGUUUCUGAACGUGCUGCGCAGUUGGCUGGUGAUGGUGUCUGUUAUUGCCAUGGGCAAUACCAUGCAGAGUUUUCGGGAUCACAGCUUCCUCUCUGAGAAGCUCUACACUGGGACACCAGAGUUUGUGAACGGACUUCAAGCACGAACCUUCGGCAUCUGGACCCUGCUGUCGUCGAUCAUCCGUUGUGCCUGUGCCUUCGACAUCCAGAACAGAACGCUGUAUCACAUCACACUGUGGACCUUCGUAUUGGCCCUGGGCCACUUCCUGUCAGAGGCCUUCAUUUACAAGACCGCCCCCCUGACGAUCGGUAUCAUGGCGCCUCUCAUCGUCGCAAGUUUCUCCAUCGUGGGCAUGCUGAUUGGCUUCCAGUGUAUCGCCGAGCCCCAGGAAGUGGUCGGGGCGCGACAGAAGAAGCGGAACUGAGCGCGUGGAGUUGCGGGGGAGUCACGCGGACCCUGACCCAAUGAGCAGGGACUGCCAGGACUCGUUCCAGAAGGCACCUGCAUGAGCCUGCUCCAGCCCUGCCCCAACUCGCCCUUCCGAGCCCCCCCCCCCCCCCCCCCAUCACUACGCUACGGGUUCCCGUUUUUAUAUGGUCAUGAUUGCGCUCUACAGAACGCUGUACUUUUUUAGUAUUCUAAUGGAGAUGCAUUAAUGUUUUACACUUAAGUUGGAUGGAUGGUUUAGCUCCCGAAUAGUGAACACAUUUGCUCAGUUACAUGCUUUGUACAUGAGAAAUUGGUGUCCCCCCCCCUCCCCCCUUCUGGACUAAGUGCAGAUUUCUGUAGAUUUUAAUGAAGCCCAAAUCUUAAGUGUCAGUGUCCAUUUGGGACAUUGGAUUACGGUACCAGUACUUGACCCUCUUGGUGCCUUCUCAAACUGAGGCAGCCCGGUCAGGCACCUGACCAUAGGAGAAACCGCUGCAUAAGGAGAUCAGCCGUUGAUCAAUUAAUCAGCUGAUUCAUUACCCUUUUCCCUUUUAGCAUCGUUUGAUUCAUUAAUUUAAUUGGUCCAGUUGUUGCGAAAUCUCUCUCCUUGAAUUCAGAUUUGGACUUGCCCAACAUUAAAAUAAUUCAAGUGAUUGGGAUCGAUCGGCCAAGUCAGGUGGAAUAUAUUUGAUAGCUGGGACAGCGGGGGAGUGGGUGGGGGCGGUUGGGGUUGAUGGUCAAUCCAAACUGGAGUGGUUACACCAUGCGCAUGUGUGUUACAUUACUAGCCAUGCCGGGGUCACCCGCAGCGCAGGCAAGACAUCAAGCCAGUUCUGUAAUGACAGAAAUCAAAAAGAACGUUCCUCAUCGGGUUUUCUGUAAAUGUACUGGUGAAAAGUAAACAAUGAAUCUUUUCAAGAAUGACUGGAAAGCAGCUUUGUGACUUUAAGUCUUUACUUUGAGGGGAGAAACAUAGUGGAUGACUUUUUAAUUUCAUGUACAGCUAAGAAUUAUAAUAAAAUUACACCAAACUGA
Molecule: messenger RNA, 1668 nt
Organism: Brienomyrus brachyistius
Lineage: Eukaryota; Metazoa; Chordata; Actinopteri; Osteoglossiformes; Mormyridae
Gene: erg28
Product: ergosterol biosynthesis 28 homolog
Exons: 5
Coding region: 197-628 (143 amino acids)
Cellular component (GO): endoplasmic reticulum; membrane
Molecular function (GO): protein-macromolecule adaptor activity
Source: RefSeq, a predicted model, not a curated record